Messenger RNA from Carassius carassius (crucian carp), 2635 nucleotides. Its product is annotated as protein orai-2-like. Gene Ontology annotation, biological process: store-operated calcium entry. The transcript is spliced from 4 exons. Lineage: Eukaryota; Metazoa; Chordata; Actinopteri; Cypriniformes; Cyprinidae. Gene Ontology annotation, molecular function: store-operated calcium channel activity. The record is from RefSeq and is a predicted model, not a curated record. The coding region runs from base 171 to 980 and encodes 269 amino acids. Gene Ontology annotation, cellular component: membrane.
UCCGAUUCAAAAGGAUGAUUCGCUGAGGAAUCGGAGAUCGCAUUCGCGCUGAAUGGAAAAGCGAGUCCAGCUAGAGCUGUCAACGGUCAUUUAUCUCCCAAAUCCAGUUUGUGUGUCGGCUCUCAUGUGGAUGUGAACACAGAAAGUGACUGGCAGCAAAGAGAUGUGUGAUGAAAGCAGAGCAAGGCCAAGUUACUAUGAGCAGUGAGCUCAGUGUACCAAUGGGCUCCCCCGCGCCCGGGGGCUCUGACCGGCUGCAGGAUGGUGGUGGGAUGGACUACAGGGAUUGGGUUCGGGGCAGCUAUCUGGAGCUGGUCACCUCCAACCACCACUCGGUCCAGGCUCUCUCAUGGAGGAAACUCUACCUCAGCAGGGCCAAGCUCAAAGCCUCCAGCCGAACCUCAGCCCUGCUGUCUGGCUUUGCCAUGGUGGCCAUGGUGGAGGUGGAGCUGGAGAUGCAGUACAACUACCCCCCGCUCCUGCUCAUUGCCUUCAGUGUGUGUACCACAGUGCUGGUGGCCGUCCACCUGUUCGCCCUCCACAUCAGCACCUGCAUCCUGCCCAACGUGGAAGCUGUCAGCAACAUCCACAAUCUCAAGUCCGUCUCCGAGUCUCCCCACGAGAGGAUGCACCACUAUAUAGAGCUGGCCUGGUGCUUUUCCACCGCUCUGGGGAUCCUUUUGUUCCUGGUAGAGGUGGUGCUCCUCUGCUGGAUAAAGUUCUUGCCGGUUGACUCUGGGGCAGCCCUCAAGCAGAACUGCAGCUCUCCCGCGGUUCAGCCCUUCCACAGCGGCUGGCAGGCGGCUUUGGCCUCCACUAUCAUCAUGGUGCCAGUUGGAUUGAUCUUUGUGGUGUUCACCAUUCACUUCUACCGCUCGCUAGUGCGCCACAAAACAGAGCGGCACCAUCAAGAGAUCGAGGAACUGCACAAAAUCAAGGUGCAGCUGGACGGCCACGAGCGAGGCCUGCAGGUGGUGUGAGAUCCAGGAAUGCCCUUCAUUUCGCGCAGUGUCCCGUUGCUUGACUCUUCAAGCUUACAAGCACAUUUAAACUCCUCCUUGAAUCUUUCCUGUUUAUUAUCUGUUUUCUUCUGCGACGAAAUGCCUUGUUAGCUGGUGGGAGGAUUACUUGUGUAGAAACUGAGAAAGAUUUACAGCCAUAAGCCGCAUGUUUACAAGAUUUCUACCGCAAGGGCUAUUUAUUUUGUAUUUCUUUAGGCUGUAGGUCAUUUGGACUUGUUUUUGAGUGCCAUUUUCCAUGCCUCUAAAUAUACAAAAAUGGACAUCACAGAGUGGCUUGCUUUGAUAUCGUUUGCCCUUUUCUCUUCCCUUUGCGGUGCCAUCCUGGAUCAAUAGUGUGCCACAGAUAAUGAGACCAUGAGUUGGUCUUGGAUCCAUUAUGGAUCACAGCUGCCAGAGUCACUUUAACUGCAGUUCCCAGCUUUUGUAAUGUACAUGCCUCUUUGAGCUUCAGUAGAAAGUGAUAGUUCACUCAAAAAUGAACAUUGUCAUCAUCAAUCACCCUCAUGUUGUUUCUUUCCUUUGCACUGAUAACGCUUUAUGUGCGGGUGAGUAAAUGACCGAAUGUUCAAUUCCCUUUAAGAAAACAACGCAGAUUGAUGCACCCCGUAUAGUUUGUGUGUGUUAGCAGUGGAUCUUUAAUACUGUAAUCUUCCAGCCUGCAGAGGAUUCAUCUUCAAUCUGUUACAGAAGUAUCGCUCAUACUAGGUCUAUAUGUAGUGCAGUAUUUUUAGCUUGGGUGUGAAAUCAAGACGCUUUAGCCAGACUCACUGCUUGCUUGUACUUCAUUGAAGGUUUUGAAUGUGUGAUAUAAUGCACUGUCACUUGUCAAGCACAAAGGUGGAGUUUUUAUCCAUAUUUCACACAAGGCCUUUUGAAUUUAAUUCCUUUGGGCUACUAGAAGUUUACAUUGUCGAUGUCAGUAACUAAGGCCAGUGAUGAUUUGCUCCAACAAAUGACUUUAAUGGGCACAGGUAGUUAUACUAAAAAAUACUUGAAAAAAGACAAAAAAACGCAGCAGAGCUGAAACUGUUUAAUUGUGAACCAAGUUGGCAGUCCUAUCAUCGAGAUCAAAAUAAUGUGAGUUUGAAGAAAACAUUCCAGGGGGAAAAGGAAGUCGGACCAAUUUCUGCCUGCCUUAAAUAAUAAAUAUGACAAAAGUGCACUUGUAGUAUAGUCCAUGGAAAUGUGUCUGGUGUGUUUUCAGAGUAUGCAGACUGAUUUCAUCUGCUGUCAUUGUUUGUUGCUUUAUUUCAUGCCUUAAGCAUUCAUUUAAUAGUGUCAUGAGUCAGUUCUGUAACCAGGCAUAGUGAAGCACUAUUCGGUGAACUUGACCACAAUCGUGUGUACACUGCUUGUGGGGGCUUAAAAAAGCACUUUUCUAUUUGUGUAUGUGUGGAAAAGUACUGUUCAUGUCAUCUUCGAAAGUUCUGUUGCAUUGUGCCACACUAUCAAUAGAUAAACGCAUAUAUAGUGUAAACAGUUUUUGUUUUGUUUUUGCAUCUACAUGUAGCCGAAUAUUAUCCAAAUGUUUUGCUGAGCAUGUCCUUUCACUUUGUCUGUACUUGUAUGUUAAUUUAUGUCAAAUAAACGCAAACUGUUUUGUUUACUUCAAA